CUGCCAGCAAGGGCUCUCCCCUUCCUGAAUCUGGACACGGUUUUGCUUGUCUGGAGACGGGCUCUAGCCAGGACCUGUCAGUGGAAAGUCAUGGAGCCAUACAGUCUUGGGGAAGAGGGAGCACUUCCGUCAGAAGGGCAUCUCCCACCCUUCUCUGAGAGUCAAGGGCUCAACUGCAGUGACACACUCAACCGGGACCUGGGCCCCAGCACACGGGACCUGCUCUAUGCUGGCUUAAGCGGUUUGGACCUUGACCCCAGUCUCUCCACAUCAGAUAUGCCCAGUGAAGUGCUGGAGGACAAUCUGGACAGCCUGUCCCUAUAUUCAGGGAAGGACAGUGACUCUGUGAAGCUGCUGGAAGAGUAUGCAGACUCGGAAUCACAGACCUCCUUACAAGACCUGGGGCUGGGCGCACUCAAGGUGCCUAAAGAGGCUGAUGAAGGAGGCAGGGCCACUGGGAGUACAAGGAAAGGCAAGCGGCAGCACAGUUCCCCUCAGAAUCCACUCCUGGACUGCAGCCUGUGUGGGAAAGUGUUCAGCAGCGCCAGUUCCCUGAGCAAGCAUUACCUGACGCACAGCCAGGAGAGGAAACACGUGUGCAAAGUCUGCAGCAAGGCCUUCAAGCGUCAGGACCACCUGACUGGACACAUGCUCACCCACCAGAAGACCAAGCCCUUUGUGUGCAUUGAGCAGGGUUGCAGCAAGAGCUACUGUGACUACCGCUCGCUGCGCCGCCACUAUGAAGUCCAGCAUGGAGUAUGCAUCCUGAAGGAGGCUCCACCAGAAGAGGAGGCCUAUGGAGACCCGACCCACAACCAUGAUGUUCCCAACCAGCCUCCACCCAGUGGCCUGAGGUCCCUGGGCCCCUCAGAAGCUAGGUCCCCUGGCUCUGUCUUGCCCAACAGAGACCUCCUUCGCUGUAUUGUGAGCAGCAUCGUCCACCAGAAGAUUCCUUCUCCUGGCCCAGCAGUGGGGCCUUCUGAUACCGAAGCAAGAAGCUCAGCUUGUGCCUGCCCCACCACACUGGGGUCAUCAUCAUGUACACCGGCCAGCACCCCAGUGGCCCCAGGAACCCUAGGCUCUGAGAUUUCUGAGGAAACUCAUCCUCCACGGAAGGAAGCUGCCACUGAAGUGUUCACAGGUGUCCAGUCAAGAGCAACUGAGAACGGUGACCCAGAUCCACCAGAGUCAGAGUUGGAGUCAGAGUCUCCAAGGCUUCAACGGCCAUCCUCCCUAGAGGGCUGGCCAGAGGCCAGCUCUCUGCCUGCCUGCCUGCCUCUCUUUAGAGGUCACUCUGUCCCCUCAGGAUCCCAGCCUUCCAGUCACAACUUCCAGUGGCUCCGGAACCUGCCUGGCUGUCCCAAGAACAAAGGAAGCAAUGUGUUUAUGGUCCACAAGACCCCUGCAGUGGCAUCCCGGGAGGGCUCUGAGGGAGGCUCUGGGCCCAGCAGCACCCCUACCUCAGUGGAGCCUUCACCCAGCCUGGGCACCAGCCAGGAGGACCUGCUGCCAUUUCCUCCUGCACUCCUAAAGGCCCCUGGUGAGGCCUCCAGUGAAGUCCGGCAGGGAGCUGGGGAAGAUGAAUCCUGGGCUCCCAAAAAGUGCAAACCAGACUGUGAGUCAUUCCCAUGGCAGAGCCCCACUGAACUUGGGCUCCAAGAUGCACAGAACCCAGGUGGGCUCCCCUCAGAUGCCACGCCCCUCUUCCGGCAGCUGUUCAUGAAGUCACAGGAGUCUCUGGUAAGCCAUGAGCAGAUGCAGGUGCUCCAGAUGAUUGCUAAGUCCCAGCGGAUCUUCUCCCAUACCCAGGUGGCUACAGCCUCAGCCCAGAGACCAGGGCCUGAGGGCAAGCAGUCCACUCUGAAGCCAUUACAGGGGCCAUGGCCACCACAAACUCUGCCACCAGUACCCACUGUAGACUCUUUCCAGAUAGGCCCAGGACACUCAGAGCCAGAGGGAUCCCCAGUCCGCAGGAGGAAAACCAUGCCUGCAGUGUCCAGAGAAACAUCCCCUGGUGGGCCUAGGCGAGACACAAAAGGAGGCCCCAAAGUGGCCUCUGCACCACCCUCCCUCACAGGGCCAGCUCUGCACCCCUCCCGGAAUCCAGACAGCUCUUCGUUGGCCAAAGGGACCUUGGACCUAGGGGACAUUAUCCCCAGUGCAGGCUCAAGGCAGUCCCAGUUAGGUGGAGAUGAGCCAGCUGGAACCCAGCUGGUUGGGAAACAGGGGCAAGGAGAGAAUGGCCUGGCUUCAGGGGUCAUGAGAGGUGAGAAGGGCCCAGCCUGCCCCCGAGGUGGAGGCUACAGGCUCUUCUCAGGGCACCCCAGGGCCCAGAGGUUCUCAGGUUUCCGGAAGGAGAAAGUAAAGAUGGAUGUGUGCUGUGCAGCCUCUCCAAGCCAGGUGGCCAUGGCCUCCUUCUCGUCGGCUGGGCCUGUUCCAGACCCACCCCGAGACAUGAAGUCCAAGCUGACCAUCUUCAACAGAAUCCAGGGUGGAAACAUCUACAGACUCCCCCAUCCAGUGAAGGAAGAGAGCUUGGCAGGCGGAUGCCAUCAGCCAAAUGGGGGUCCCACAGACUGGAUGGAGUCAAAGAGCACUUUUGUGUGCAAGAAUUGCAGCCAGAUGUUUUACACCGAGAAAGGGCUGAGCAGCCACAUGUGUUUCCAUAGUGACCAGUGGCCAUCACCUCGAGGGAAGCAGGAGCAACAGGGACAAGAAAAAGAUGGGGAAGAGAGAGACAGCAAGGAGAGCAGUCAGUACAGAAAACGGAAGAAACGGCCCCAGCCCAAGGCCCUAUUUGCCCCUCCUGCACCCUCUGUCCUUGGGGAGCCAGGCCCAGGAGGAUGCCACCAGAGCUGCCUGCGCUCUCCUGUGUUCCUGGUGGACCACCUCCUGAAGGGCUUGUUUCAGUGCUCUCCCUACACACCACCGCCUAUGCUUAGCCCGAUUCGUGAGGGCUCUGGGCUGUACUUCAAUACCCUCUGCUCCACAUCCAGGGCUGGGCCCCACCUCAUCAGCCCUGUACUUGACCAAGUGGACGGCUCCUUUGGCAUCUGUGUGGUGAAGGAUGACACUAAAAUCAGCAUCGAACCACAUAUCAACGUAGGAAGCAGAUUUCAGGCAGAGAUCCCAGAACUCCAGGAGAAGCCGCUGGCCAGAGUGGAUGAGAAUGUAGCUUCUCUGGUCUGGAAGCCAUGGGGAGAUGUGAUGACCAACCCAGAGACCCAGGACAGAGUUAUGGAGCUGUGCAAUGUAGCAUGUUCCAGCGUGAUGCCAGGAGGGGGCACCAACCUGGAGCUUGCCCUGCACUGCCUACAUGAUGCCCAGGGCAGUGUUCAGGUUGCCCUGGAGACUCUGUUACUCAGAGGACCCCAGAAGCCCCGGACUCACCCGCUGGCUGACUAUCGCUACACAGGUUCAGACAUCUGGACCCCCAUGGAGAAGAGGCUCUUCAAGAAAGCAUUCUGUGCUCACAAGAAGGACUUUUACCUGAUACACAAGACGAUCCAGACUAAAAGUGUAGCACAGUGUGUUGAGUACUACUACAUCUGGAAAAAGAUGGUUAAGUUUGACUGUGGCCGAGCUCCUGGGCUGGAGAAGAGGGGCAGAAGAGAGCUGGAUGAGGUAGAAAGGACUGAAGACAAGGUGACUUGCAGCCCUCGAGAGAGACCUACCCACCGUCCAACUCCUGAGUUAAAGAUAAAGACCAAGAGUUACAGGAGGGAGUCUAUCCUUCACUCCAGCCCAAGUGCAGCCCCCAAGCGCACCCCUGAGCCUCCAGGGAGUGUGGAGAGCCAGGGCGUGUUCCCUUGCAGAGAGUGCGAGAGGGUGUUCGACAAGAUCAAGAGUCGGAAUGCCCACAUGAAGCGCCACCGCCUCCAGGAGCAUGUGGAACCUGUUAGGGUGAAGUGGCCUGUGAAGCCCUACCCACUGAAGGAGGAAGAGGAGGAGGAAGAAGAAGAGCUGGGGGCCGACAUGGGCCCCCUGCAGUGGUGACUUCUUGCUAGAAGCUCGUCUGCAAGGAGAGGGGAUCCAGCUCUGAACCAGUGUCCUGGGCCCCUCAGAAGUGUUUGAGGCAUUCUUAUCCUCUCUGUCCUCUCACUUCUAUCCUUGCUAGCAUCUUUGGCUAGCAUUUGGACAUGAACAGGCAGAAGCUCUCAAGGUAGCUCUGGAGUCAUGUGGAUAAUCAGAGGCUCCAUUCUCUCCUGGUUAAUAGUUGCUUAUUUGCAGUCCCAGUCACUUGGAGCAGGGGACCCUGGGAGGCAGAAGAUUUGGUCUAGGUGGCAUUUAGAUCUGAGCUGUAGGCAUGGGGCUGACAUUGGUUAGAGAGAAUCAGUAAGGACACCUGAGAUACAGUGAGCUGGGCCCUCCUUGGGGCAGGGCCUCCCUGCAUUCCCACCAUCCCUAGUCUUGCAAUGACUGUAUAUUGUUAGGUGUAUUUUGUACGUGUCUGCUUGUAUCUUAUUAAAUUGGGUUCUUAAAGA
Grammomys surdaster is the source of this 4484-nucleotide messenger RNA. RefSeq names its product zinc finger protein 541 (gene Znf541). Gene Ontology annotation, molecular function: transcription corepressor activity. Gene Ontology annotation, biological process: negative regulation of DNA-templated transcription; regulation of transcription by RNA polymerase II. The transcript has 14 exons. The coding region runs from base 91 to 3996 and encodes 1301 amino acids. Gene Ontology annotation, cellular component: histone deacetylase complex; transcription regulator complex. NCBI's taxonomy places the organism in Eukaryota, Metazoa, Chordata, Mammalia, Rodentia, Muridae. The record is from RefSeq and is a predicted model, not a curated record.